ACGUGCAUGCCAUGUCCGCCCCAGCCUUCGCCGCGCACAGCCGCUUUGUUAGCAGCGUUUUUUGUCCGCGAAUGUGUUGCACCAAGAAGCGAGGCAUCGCAUUUAUGAUGUGACAGAUGGGACUCCAUUGUGCAAAAGACGCACGACUCACCAAAAUGACCUCCAGCGUCACACGUCGAGCGGUUGCGUACGGCAACACGGAGCAUCAGGAUGAAGAAGAAGGCUCGGCAGCACCGGGCGGCGGUGCCUCAGAGACCGCCGUCCCCAAUCAAGCCUUCGCCCAACAAGCAGAUCCUGACAUACGAGCAGGCGCAGCGCUUGGUGGAGUUCGAGAUGGACGGUUGCAUCCACCGCCUCAGCAUCUACGACAAGCUGCAGGUGGUCUGUGAUGACGACCCGGUCGUCCGGGAGAUGAUGGAGUGUCUCAGCAACAAGGAGAACGCCGACAAGCCCCAGCAGCCGGUCCUCCUUCGGUCGGUGCGGCUAAAAAACAACAAGGAGAAAAAGAUCGCCGCUCUCGGCCUUUUGGGGCACGGCGAAGAAGGCGGCCAGCCGCCGGGUGGGCAUCCUGGCCCAAAGCUUCCUGAGCCUAAAUUUCGCACUGUGGAAUAUAAUCUCCCUGCAGUUCCUAGACGCCCGGCGUCUUAUUAUAAAUUAAUUGAAAAGACAGACGAAGAACUCGACGAGGAGACGGAGUAUGACAUGGACGAGGAGGACUACGCCUGGCUGGAUUUGGUCAACGAAAAGCGCAGAAGCGAAGGCAUCAGCCAGGUGUCGCACAAUGUUUUCGAGUUCCUCAUCGACCGCUUUGAGAAAGAACUGCACCUGGAAAGUCUGGAUCAGGCCAGCGAAAAGCAAGCCCCCGUCGACGAGGACGCCGUCUGCAGCAUCUGCAUGGAUGAAGAGUGUCACAACAGCAACGCCAUCCUCUUCUGUGACAUGUGCAACGUAGCAGUGCACCAGGAAUGCUACGGUGUGCCGUACAUUCCCGAGGGCCAGUGGCACUGCAGGCACUGCCUCCAGUCACCCACCCAACCCGCCGGCUGCAUCCUCUGUCCCAACAAGGGCGGCGCGGUGAAGAAGACAGACGACGAGCGCUGGGGCCACGUGGUGUGCGCCCUUUGGGUCCCCGAGGUCGGCUUCUCCAACACCACCUUCAUCGAGCCCAUUGACGGCGUCAGCCAAAUCCCCCCAGCCCGCUGGAAGCUGACGUGCUACAUCUGCAAGGAGAAGGGCGUCGGCGCCUGCAUCCAGUGCCACAAAGCGAACUGUUACACCGCCUUCCACGUCACCUGCGCCCAAAAAGCCGGCCUCUUCAUGAAGAUGGAGCCCAUCCAGGAGGUCACGGACACGGGAGAGGCCACCUUCUCCGUCAAGAAGACGGCCUACUGUGGAGCGCACACGCCCAACGGCUGCGUAAGGAGGCCAUUGUCCAUCUACCACGACGCAAAACCCAAAAACGGACUUUGUAAAAAACUGGACAAAGGGAGAGGAGACGAGAAAGGACAGCCGAAAGGAAAACUGAAGAAGAAGAGCAAGGGCAAAAAGCCAGAGCCCAAAGAGGAAGUCGAGGCCGCGAUUCCUGCCGUGGUUCCUACAUUUCCAGCACACAGGUUACAAACCAUCCUAAACCAAGUGUCCAUACAGAAGAAAAAGGCCUUCGUGGAGCUGGUUUUGAACUACUGGACGCUGAAAAGACAGUCCAGAAACGGGAUGCCGCUCAUCAGACGCCUCCAGACCAGCCUACAGUCCCAAAAGAACGCACAGCCGAGGCAGAACGAGGAGGAAAGCAGGUCGUUGAAGGAGCAGCUGAAGGAGUGGCACCGCCUCCGACACGACCUGGAAAGGGCCCGGCUGCUGCUGGAGCUGAUCCGCAAGAGGGAGAAGCUAAAGAGGGAAGAGAUCAAACUGCAAGAAACCCUCCUGGAGAUGCAGCUCACGCCGUUCAGCAUUUUGCUCCGAGUCCUCUUGGACCAACUCCAGGCCAAAGACCAGGCCAGGAUCUUUGCCCAGCCUGUCGACGUUAGUGAGGUGCCGGAUUACCUGGACCACAUCAAGAACCCGAUGGAUUUCUCCACCAUGCGCCAGCGCGUUGAUGCCCAGUGCUACAACAACCUCGACCAGUUCGAGGCCGACUUCAACCUCAUCGUCAAUAACUGCCUGAAGUACAACUCGAAAGACACGUACUUCUAUCGAGCCGCUGUCCGACUCAGAGAUCAGGGCGGGGUCUUGCUCAGAAAGGCGAGACGGGAUGUGGAGAAAAUCGGCUUCGACGCGGAGAGUGGUGUUCACCUGGCAGAAGCUCCCGAAGUCAAAGCCUCGCCCUCGUUUUCUUGGGAAGAUGUGGACCGUUUGCUGGUUCCAGCCAAUCGGGAGCAUCUGCCCCUUGAGGAGCAGCUGCAGCAGCUCCUGGAGAAGUUCGACCUCACUUGCGCCAUGAAGUCCAGCCCGUCGCGCAGCAAACGCCUCAAGCUUCUCAAGAAGACCAUCAACGACGUGCGUAACGAAAUAAGCCUGAAGAAAGUAGUGCCGUCGAGUCACCACUGCUCCUCUUCGGCGCCGACGUCGUCAUCAGCUCCCAAGCUUCCAGAACCGGAGAAACCCAAAGACCAGGAGGUCAAGUCCAACGGCCAUUUUCCAGAAGAUGAAGCGGACAAGUCUCUUCCUCCUAAACUAGAGCCGUCAGAUGCCACGCCCCCCCCCAUCCACUCUGACUCAGAUCCCGGACCCCCCACCCUCAAACCAGUCGACGCAGCCCCAAACCGGGAGGACAAGGCCCACAGCAAGCGGGCAAAGCUGGACGCAGAGUUACCGGACCUGCUGUCCUUUCCCCCGCGCCUCAACGGCCACUCCCACGGCGGGCUGGCAGUGCUGGACGCAGAUGUGAGCGUGAUCGCCACGUCCACACUGGCCCAGCCCACAGGCACGGUCAACCGUCGGACUUCUGUUCUCUUCCAAAAGUCCAAAACCGCCAGCCCCCAGGCUUCCUCCAAUAGCGGAGGGGAGGAUUCGGACAGAGCGGCCGGGAAAGACAACGACGGCGAAGAGGAGGGAGACAGCGAGCCUCUGAGCUCCAAAUCCAUCCUGUCUGUGGUCAUACCGCGGCUGGAGACACUGCUUCACAGCAAGAAGAGGAAACGCAGCGACAGCAGAGAAGACGAGGAAGGGCAGGCCGACGACGAAGACGAGACGAAGGCUCCCAUGAAGAAGCUCGACAGUGGUCUGUCCAGACCGCUUGUGGAGAAGGAGAAAAGGCUGGAGCAGAACAGCCGGGCCGUGGAGCCGCGCAGACGCUGCGCCUCCGAGUCCUCUAUAUCUUCAUGCAACAGCCUGCUGGGAAGCACCCUUCCCAGUCUCCCGAAAUGCGGGAAGGGCAAACCCGCUCUGGUCCGAAGGCACACGGUGGACGAUAAGAGCGAGCUCAUCGCCUGCAUCGAAACGGGAAACUUUGCGAAAGCCGCCCGGAUUGCAGCAGAGGUUGGCAACAGCAACAUUUGGAUGCCUGCUAGUGCUGCAACCGUUGCAUUGGAACCCCUAAAGCUAGUUUGGGCCAAAUGUAGUGGAUACCCCUCCUACCCCGCCCUGAUUAUCGACCCCCACAUGCCUCGUGUCGGCUGUCAGCACAACGGGGUUUCCAUCCCCACCCCCCCCAUGGACGUGCUGCGCAUCGGAGAGCAGAUGCAGUACAAGGCCGAAGAGAAGCUGCACCUCGUCCUGUUCUUCGACAACAAGCGCAGCUGGCAAUGGCUUCCUAGAUCCAAGAUGGUUCCUCUGGGGAUGGACAAAACCAUCGACAAAAUCAAAAUGAUGGAGGGACGCACGUCCAGCAUCCGAAAGGCCGUGCAGAUCGCCUUCAGCCGCGCCAUGAACCACCUGAGCAUCGUCCAGGACGAGCCCGUCAGCGAUCUCAGCGACGUGGACUGACAGCCGUCCUCUGGCGCCCUCUGGUGUCCCACACACAAACAACUCAACCCCCUCCAACAUGGAACGAAUGUGUCUGAGCCCCCUCCCCCCACAGCUCCGGGUGGUCACUGUGUCGAGAAAAGUCCUCACUCCUGUGACUUUUCAUCAUUUCAACACAAAAAGUACUUUUUAUUCUCACGAAAUCAGUUAGAAGUUUCAAGAAGCCAACUAUGAAGUAUUUUCAUUCAUUUCAAUUAUUACAAGAAUUGUACUUUCAAGGCGGCUUCAUUUCCUUUUGUUUUCUUUUUGUAUUUAAGCUGUAAUGAAUCUGUAUAGCGAUGUGACACUAACUUAUUUUGUAGUGUGGACAUUCAUGGGUACUGUACAGGUCCUUCGGUAGUAUUUAUACCUCUUGGCACAAAGGUGUGCCGUGUGACCAAGAAUAAAGAGGGAAACAACAUUUGACUUCCUUGGCGGAAAGGAAAUUCGCUGUCUUUGUUUUUGCAGAGUAAGAAAGUGCUGCUUUUUUUCUUUUUUCUUUUUUUUAUAAAUAUAUAUAUAUACUGUUUAAGUUAUUGAAGUUUAUAUGAUAACCCUUCCUUUUUGGCAUUAAUCAUUUGUAUUGAGAAUAGUCUUAGUAUAUUUUUGUCGAAAUAUAUUUAUAUCAUUUGAAUAUUCAACGUGUGCAUCUCGGACGCAUGCAGCCGAACAACGAGGAGGCGGAGCUUGUUCUGACAAAACCAAAAAUAGUGCUACCCAGAAGUGUUUUGUUUUUUUUCUGUCUGUCUGUUUAAUGUGAAGCUGAUCUAAAAAAAAUUGAAAGAAAAGCUAAAAAAGAACAAACAAAAAAAAACAAAAAACUAAGCAUUAGUUUGUUUUUAUGUCAAACAUUUGACUGUUACCUGAUUUUUCUGUCGUGGUAAAGAAAUGUGCCUGCGUUAACUUAUUGUAAAGUAUUCACAGUACUUUAUAUACCACAAAAGAAAUUCAUGUGACAAAGUGUCACAUUUUGUGCUGGAUGCUUGCCUUUUUUUUAAUAUAACAUUUUUUUUCUCUUGUAGAUUUAGACAUUGAAACAUUUCGUUCUUCUUUCUUUUCCAUACGGUUGUCCAUAUUCUCUGGGUAGCAUGGGGUAGGUUUUUGUAUAUUUCCUUUUGUACUUUAGUGAGUGGGAAGGGUUUUUAAAUGGGACUACAAAAAAAACAAACAAAAAAAACACCAGGACUGUUUUUUUUCUACCAAAA
Oryzias latipes (Japanese medaka) is the source of this 5147-nucleotide messenger RNA. It is a transcript of the gene brd1a, whose product is annotated as bromodomain containing 1a. Gene Ontology annotation, biological process: regulation of transcription by RNA polymerase II. Lineage: Eukaryota; Metazoa; Chordata; Actinopteri; Beloniformes; Adrianichthyidae. Gene Ontology annotation, molecular function: protein binding. The record is from RefSeq and is a predicted model, not a curated record.